Chinchilla lanigera (long-tailed chinchilla) is the source of this 1609-nucleotide messenger RNA. It is a transcript of the gene Ffar3, whose product is annotated as free fatty acid receptor 3. Gene Ontology annotation, molecular function: G protein-coupled receptor activity. Gene Ontology annotation, cellular component: plasma membrane. Bases 152 to 1129 code for a protein of 325 amino acids. NCBI's taxonomy places the organism in Eukaryota, Metazoa, Chordata, Mammalia, Rodentia, Chinchillidae. The record is from RefSeq and is a predicted model, not a curated record. Gene Ontology annotation, biological process: G protein-coupled receptor signaling pathway; cellular response to fatty acid. The transcript has 2 exons.
CCCGGUUGCUUGUCCAGGCCCCGGCCAGAACGGCAGGACAGCCUCGCCCAGAGCCACUCGUGGGAAGAGCUGAGCCUGGAGAGGCAGCAUCUCGGUCCAGAGAGAGAGCGAAGGCCAGGAGCCGGGCGCAGGCGCAGGCGAGCUGGCCCUGAUGAUGGAGAUAAACCCAGACCGGUCCUUCUUCCCCGGAAACCACUGGCUCUACUUCUCCGUGUACCUAUUCGCCUUCCUGGUGGGGCUGCCCCUGAACCUGAUGGCCCUGGUGAUCUUCGUGGGUAAACUUCGGCGCCGCCCAGUGGCUGUGGAUGUGCUCCUGCUCAACCUGACCCUCUCGGACCUGCUGCUGCUGCUCUUCCUGCCCUUCCGCAUGGUGGAGGCGGCCAGCGGGAUGCGCUGGCCCCUGCCCUUCAUCCUCUGCCCACUCUCCGGCUUCCUCUUCUUCACCACCAUCUAUCUCACCUCCCUCUUCCUGGCGGCUGUGAGCGUCGAGCGCCUCCUGAGCGUGGCCUACCCUCUGUGGUACAAGACUCGGCCGAGGCUGGCUCAGGCGGGGCUGGUCAGUGGCAUCUGCUGGUUCCUGGCGGGUGCUCACUGCAGUGUGGUCUAUGUCACUGAAUUCUGGGGGAACUUCACCCAGAGCCAGGGCACUAAUGGGACCUGCUACCUGGAAUUCAGAAAGGACCAGCUGGCCAUUCUGCUGCCCGUCCGGCUGGAGAUGGGUGUGGUCCUUUUCGGGGUGCCUCUGCUCAUCACCAGCUACUGCUACAGCCGCCUGGUAUGGAUCCUCGGCCGAAGCUCCAGCAGACGCCGGCGCAGGAGGGUGGCGGGGCUGGUGGUGGCCUCACUGCUCAACUUCCUUGUCUGCUUUGGGCCCUACAACGUGUCACACUUGGUUGGCUACAUUCAGGGCAAGAGCCCGACGUGGAGGAGUUACGUGCUGCUCCUCAGCACUCUGAACUCCUGUGUCGACCCCCUUGUCUACUACUUCUCAUCAUCAAGGUUCCAAGUGGACUUCCACGAGCUGCUGGGGAGGCUGACUGGAGGCUGGGGCCCUGGCAGCCAGGAGGUUAGUGUGGAACUGAAGGUCAAGGACGGAGGAGAGUGGCUGGCGCAGGACUGUCCAACCUAGAAAUCAGGGGUAGACUCGAGGAAGGCUUCAGAAUAGUUGGCCUUAUGGCCUGUGCUGAAAUUGAGCUCCUCUGGGGCAGGAAGGCAGAGCAAGUGUAUGUACUCACGGCAGAGCUUAACUCAAGCCAGGCAGGACCUUGCAGCAGCAGGCUGGGUCCCGGUGCAGCUCAAGGACAGAGCAGCCACCUGGACUUCCUAGGGAUGUGCCGAACUCUUGAGAUCCCACCUCCCUUCCCUUCCUCCCACUCUUGAGAGGCUGCUGUGGAGGAAAACGAGCCAGUGCUCGGACAAAGAGCUGUCCGUGACUCUGGGCAGGAAAGGGUAGGAAUCCAGCCUUCAGAGCUACUCCUGUCCAGAUGUCAGGGGCAGGGGACACAGGGCUCCAGGGAAGAGUGAAACCUGCCCUCCCUCGGAGGGGCUUUUCCAGAAAGUUUCUAUUGCUCAACCAACUCAGAUCUUUAAGGAUGCUUAUGAACCAUGA